Messenger RNA from Agelaius phoeniceus (red-winged blackbird), 658 nucleotides. Its product is annotated as alpha-1-acid glycoprotein-like. Lineage: Eukaryota; Metazoa; Chordata; Aves; Passeriformes; Icteridae. The record is from RefSeq and is a predicted model, not a curated record.
AUGGGCCCGGCGCUCGUGGCCAUCCUGGGGCUGGCAGCGCUGCUGCCCGCGGCCGCGCUGCCCUGCGGAGCGCAGCGCCCGGACAGCGCCACGGCCUCCAAGCUGCCGGGGACCUGGCUGUACGUGGCAGGGGCUGCCCAGUUCCCCCAGCACCAGGUGGAGAUGCUGCUCAUCGACCACGCCUUGCUGCGCCUGGAGCCCGCGCCCGGCGGGCAGGAGCUGCUCAUCAGCCACUUCGUGGCCGUGGGGGACCAAUGUUUUACCAACAACCUCACCUACCUGGAAGUCACUGCUGGUAACGCCACGCUGGUGAAGAACGCCAUGACCCAGCAAACUGAGGGGAUGCUGAUGAACAUGAGCUCUGAAAACCUUUUACUCAUCCAGUACCAAAUGCAGAGGGAAAGGACAUACUUGGGGCAGUAUCUCUAUGCCAGGAACCUGAGCCUAAGCACAGCAGACCGGGAGGAAUUCGAGCAGCACGCCGAGUGCCUGGGGCUGAGGGCGGAGCAGAUCGUGUACGCGCCCUGGAAAACGGAGGUGUGUCAAGCGAAAGCAGCAGAAGGCAGCAGCAGCCCCCACCCAGAGCCCGGGGCUGCAGCCACAGCAUCCCCUGCCCCAGGCACCUCCUGGCCUGGGAGUGCAGGGAACUGACCCCACA